AUGGCUGCCUUCAUGUCUCUCUUUAUUUGUGGGUUAUGCAUAUUGCUUUUAUUAGCUGUGCUCUAUGUUUCAAAAGGUUUGAAACAAUCAGUUUUAAAUAUGCCUCCUGGUCCAUUUCCUCUUCCAGUCAUUGGUAACCUGCAUUUGCUGGAUAUUCGAAGGCAAGAUAAGUCAUUAAUGAAGAUUUCAGAGAAAUAUGGCCCUGUGUUCACUGUCCAUUUGGGGUUCCAGCGGACCGUGGUGGUGACUGGCUAUGAAGCAGUAAAAGAAGCCCUUCUGAACACUGCUGACAUAUUUUCAGACAGACCAGCUAUACCCAUAUUCUAUCACAUCCAGCAUGGAAAUGGUGUGUUCUUUUCUUCUCAAGAGCUCUGGAAAACAACACGCAGGUUCACCAUGGCAACCAUGCGGGAUCUUGGCAUGGGAAAACGACUGUCAGAGGAAAGGAUUCUGGAAGAGCUUCAUUUUCUUAUUGACCUGAUCAAGUCCUUCAAAGGAGGACCUUUCAGAUUACGAUUUUUGAAUACAGCCCCCACCAACAUCACUUUUGCUAUACUGUUUGGAAGAAGGUUUGAUUAUAAAGACCCAACAUUUGUCACUCUCUUAAGACUCAUAGAUGAAGUCAUGCUCCUUCUUGGCUCUCCAUUCUUGCAUUUAUUUAAUUUCUACCCCUUCCUUGGAUUUCUCUUCAAACCUCACAAGAUGAUACUGAAAAAAAAAGAAGAGGUGUGUGUGAUCUUAAACAAGCACAUCAAGGAAAGCAAAAAAAACGUUAAUGGAAACAACUUGAUGAGCUACAUUGAUGCAUUAGUAUUCAAACAGCAAGAGGAGAAAGAUAGAAGUAAUACCUCCUUUUAUGAUGCAAAUGUACUGGCCUCUGCACUUGACCUGCUCAUGGCUGGCACUGAGACAACAUCCACAACAUUGCAAUGGGCCAUCCUGCUGAUGAUGAAGUACCCCGAGAUUCAGAGAAAGGUGCAUGCAGAGAUUGAGCGAGUUCUUGGCCCUGGCUGCAUGCCUACCUUUGAGGACCGGAAAAACAUGCCAUUUACCAACGCAGUGAUCCAUGAAGUGCAGAGAUUUGUCACCCUCCUGCCACAUGUUCCACGGUGCACCUCCACUGACACUUACUUUAAAGGCUACUUCAUCCCCAAGGGAACAACAGUGAUUCCUCUGCUCACCUCUGUGCUGCUGGAUAAAACGCAAUGGGAGACACCAGAUGAAUUCAACCCCAACCAUUUCCUCGAUGCAAAUGGGAACUUCGUAAAGAAGAAAGCUUUCCUGCCCUUCUCUACAGGACGGAGAAACUGCAUUGGAGAAAGUCUUGCCACGGUGGAGCUCUUCAUCUUCUUCACAGGCUUGAUCCAGAAAUUUACUUUUAAGCCCCCACCUGGGGUUAAAGAAUCUGAGCUGGACACAACUGCAGAGGCUGGAUUCACCAUGCGACCUCAUCCACAGUGUGCCUGUGCAGUGCUACGAGAAUGA
Messenger RNA from Rhea pennata, 1485 nucleotides. RefSeq names its product cytochrome P450 2W1-like. Gene Ontology annotation, biological process: xenobiotic metabolic process. Lineage: Eukaryota; Metazoa; Chordata; Aves; Rheiformes; Rheidae. Gene Ontology annotation, cellular component: intracellular membrane-bounded organelle; cytoplasm. Gene Ontology annotation, molecular function: oxidoreductase activity, acting on paired donors, with incorporation or reduction of molecular oxygen, reduced flavin or flavoprotein as one donor, and incorporation of one atom of oxygen; iron ion binding; heme binding. The transcript is spliced from 9 exons. The coding region runs from base 1 to 1485 and encodes 494 amino acids. The record is from RefSeq and is a predicted model, not a curated record.